AUGAAGAAGAAAGGCGGAAGAGUCUUAGUAACUCUGGAGUGCACCGAGGCACGGGCGCUUGGCAAGCCCCCGUCGCGAUACAUAACUUCGAAGAAUAGGAGGACGACGCCGGAACCCCUCGUCUUGAGGAAGUACAACAAAUACUUACGACGUCAUACUAUUCAUAAAGAAAUAAAGUGA
Messenger RNA from Toxoplasma gondii ME49, 180 nucleotides. Its product is annotated as 50S ribosomal protein L33, putative. NCBI's taxonomy places the organism in Eukaryota, Apicomplexa, Conoidasida, Eucoccidiorida, Sarcocystidae. Gene Ontology annotation, molecular function: structural constituent of ribosome. Gene Ontology annotation, cellular component: ribosome. The transcript has a single exon. Bases 1 to 180 code for a protein of 59 amino acids. The record is from RefSeq and is a predicted model, not a curated record. Gene Ontology annotation, biological process: translation.